This is a messenger RNA of Argentina anserina (silverweed cinquefoil), 1389 nucleotides long. RefSeq lists its product as uncharacterized. The coding region runs from base 1 to 1389 and encodes 462 amino acids. The transcript has 3 exons. NCBI's taxonomy places the organism in Eukaryota, Viridiplantae, Streptophyta, Magnoliopsida, Rosales, Rosaceae. The record is from RefSeq and is a predicted model, not a curated record.
AUGCUGAGUGGUCAAGACCCAUGGCUCUCCUCUCAACCCCCCACUAAACGCUUCGCUAUCAAAUCCGUCUCCCAAUUCCCCCAAUUCCACAUUUCCCGCCAAAUUCGGCGCGACCUGCGCGCCUCCGCCGGCCGGAGCAAGAAGAGGCCCGGCGGAGAAGGAAGCUCCGGCAGAGGCGACGGCCGCAUCGACGCGAACUCCGAGUUCCGCAAGGAGGCGAAGAGAAAUGCUCGCCGGAAAACCAAGAAGCUGGCCGAGUCGAUGUUCUACCAGCUGAAGAACCCUCACCGGAGCCACGCGGACAACUUCACGCAGGAUGAGCUCCAGCAGAUCGGGCUCGGGUAUGACCGGAUGGUCCGGUUCAUGGAGAAAGACGACCCGAAUCUGCUCCGCCCCGACGAUUGGUACAAGUACGGCGAGUUCGGGCCCUACUCCUGGAAAGGCGUCGUCGUCGGCGACCCGGUCCGGGGCCGGUUCACUGACGUGAGGGUGACGAUAAUGAGUGGCGUCAGGGAUGAGGAGGAGUGGGAGAGAAUUGACUCAAUUGAGAAAUUUGAAAUGGGGCAAGAUUUUGGGAAGAGGUUGGGUCAAUUGGAUAGGAAGGUAGGGUUUAGGUACUAUUGGGUGUUUGUGAGGCACCCGAAAUGGCGAGCAUAUGUGGAUGAUGUGGUGAAGGGUUAUGAGAAGCUGAGUGAUGGGGAGAAGUCAAGGUGUUUGGGGUUUUUGCUGGAGAAUCAUCCGGUUAAGUUGUUGCAUCCGUAUACCAAGGAGUGGAAGGCCAAGUUGGAGGAGUGGGGAUUGGGGUGUGAUGCUCCGGAUAGUGAUGAUGCUGACCUCCCUAUCAAUGCUGCUGAGAAGGAGUUUACGGAUUGGGUUGAGGUUGAUGAUGAGGAUGGUAAUGAGGGUGAGGAUAAGGAUGAUAGUGGUGAGGAGAGUGAUGUUGUUAUAGAUAUGAAAGAGGGUGAAGAUGAUGUCUUGGGUGUCAAGGACGAGGAUUUGAGUGAAGAAAAUGAUGAGAAGUACUGGGAGGAUGAGUUUAAGAAGGCGGCGACCAGUGCUGAAGCAAUGGAAACGCUAGCUAAGCGGAGUGUAGAGAUGACUGAUAAGUUUUAUGAGAGACAAAUGGAAAGAAAUGAAGUUGGGAAUUCAGGCGAUGAUGGUGAUGGAACUGCCAUGAGGGGAAGACGACCAAAAAUAAGUGAAGAAGAAUGGAGGCUUGCUGGCUAUGGUCCAUGGAAGAAAAGGAUAAAGAAGAGUAUAAUUCCCCCGCAGCUGUUCUUGCGAGCAGCAGUUAACUUCUAUACGUACAGAAACCUUGUGAAGGAGAUCGUUUUGACGAGGCAUGCGAUUCUGGAUGGUGAUUUUCCUCCCAAGGCCUCAAAUAAUUGA